AUGUUGCGAUCUAUUGUGCGAACGCCUUAUGUACAUUCCUGCCUCAAUCUAUCGCAUGCACCAAGAAAACACGUGCUCGUCAACCCAUCAGCAUGGCGCACAUUAGCAUCAUCCACGAAAAUUCCAAAAUUAUCGGAUGCCGACUUGAUGCGCCAUUAUGCAUUUAUCAAUAAUGAGUGGGUGCUGUCACACAAUGCUGAGGCCAAAUUUCCCGUCUACGAUCCUGCAACGGGGGAGGAAAUUGGACAGUUGCCUGAAAUGGAUAUCAAGGACACUCAACGAGCGAUUCAGGCAGCCUCGGCGGCUUUCCCAUUGUGGGCUCAGCAAACAGGGAAAGAGCGCCAUGAUUUAUUGAAAAAAUGGUACGAUGCUGUCAUUGCCCACAAGGAUGAUUUGGCGACCAUUUUGACCUGGGAAAACGGAAAGUCUUACACGGAAGCCAAAGGAGAAAUUACCUAUGGCGCCAGCUUUUUUGAAUGGUUUGCCGAAGAGGCCGUACGUGCCUACGGCAAAGUGAUCCCGUCACCCAUGACGAACCAACGAUACCUUACCAUCAAACAACCGGUCGGUGUAGUCGGCAUUAUUACACCAUGGAACUUUCCAACAGCCAUGAUUACGCGCAAAGUCGGGGCCGCUUUGGCGGCAGGCUGUACGGUUGUCAUUAAGCCCGGGGCAGAAACCCCCUACUCUGCAUUGGCUUUGUGCGAGUUGGCCAAACGUGUGGGCAUUCCUGAAGGAGUGGUGAAUGUCGUCACCACCAAAAAGCAUGUGUCAGACAUUGGUAACGAGCUUUGCACCAAUCCACUCGUGCGAAAAAUCUCAUUUACCGGAUCGACCAAGGUUGGAAAAACGUUAAUGUCACAAGCCUCAGGCACGAUGAAAAAAGUAUCAUUGGAAUUGGGUGGUAACGCACCGUUUAUUGUCUUUGACGAUGCCGAUGUGGACGCUGCUGUGGAAGGCGCCAUCGCUUCCAAGUUCCGAGGCACUGGACAAACGUGCAUUUGUGCGAAUCGUAUCUAUGUGCAAAAAGGCAUUUAUCCCUUGUUCGCUUGUAGAUUAGCCGAGAAAGUGGGCCAAUUCAAAGUGGGCCAUGGAUUUGAUCCCGACACGACGCAUGGACCUCUUAUCCACAGCAAUGCCGUGGAAAAGGUGAAGAAGCAUCUGGAUGAUGCUACUAGCAAAGGUGCCGAAAUCCUUGUCGGUGGCCGACAUUUAGGCGGCAACUUUUUUGAGCCUGCCGUUCUUUCGGAAAUGACCAGCGACAUGUUGAUUGCGAGCGAGGAAACGUUUGGCCCGAUUGCUCCUUUGUUCCGAUUCUCGACCGAGGAUGAAGUCUUGAAACUGGCCAAUGACACACCAUUUGGUCUGGCGGGUUACUUCUUUUCGCGCGACAUUGGUCGUAUCUGGAGAGUGGCCGAGAAAUUGGAAACGGGCAUGGUCGGGGUCAAUACUGGCGCCAUUUCCAACUGCUAUGCACCAUUUGGUGGCGUAAAAGAAAGCGGAUUGGGGAGAGAAGGAUCCUGCUACGGUUUGGAUGAUUACAUGAAUAUCAAGUAUAUCAAUAUGGGUGGCCUUUAA
Molecule: messenger RNA, 1578 nt
Organism: Radiomyces spectabilis
Lineage: Eukaryota; Fungi; Mucoromycota; Mucoromycetes; Mucorales; Radiomycetaceae
Product: Aldehyde/histidinol dehydrogenase
Exons: 6
Coding region: 1-1578 (525 amino acids)
Biological process (GO): GABA catabolic process
Molecular function (GO): succinate-semialdehyde dehydrogenase (NAD+) activity
Source: RefSeq, a predicted model, not a curated record